AUGGAAGUUGAGGUGGAUUUCAUCAGUGUUGAAGACAUCGUGGCAGAAGACGUCAACGAUGGCCUUCAGUACCAGCUCCCUAAGCAUCAUCGGUACAGUCCAGCUGAUAUUUUCUUUUUGGGUGAAUACACCAACACCAUGGCUCCAGUUGCCAAAGCUAUUGACAUACUACAGGGAGAAUCUGUUCACAUGGGAUGGCUGCUGCCUACCAUCACAACCCUCAUUGCCAAGCUUGAGAGAGCAAGGGUGUCACUUAGAUUCUGCAAACCGCUUGUUGAUGCCCUGCUUGACGGUCGGAAGAAAACAUUUGGGAAAAUGAUGUCUGACCCAGAGCUGGUUGCGGCAGCCAUUCUUCUGCCCAAAUUCAAAACAUCCUGGACCAGUGAUGAGGAUGUCCUCAAGCAAGGCCUCUGUUACAUCAAAAGACACCUCGCUGACCACGAUGAGUCUCUGCAGCAGCCUGACUCAUCAAGUACUUCUGAUGAAGAUGAUUUCUUCUCCAGCAUGAGGCAUGGACACGCAGAAGAAACAACAAAACAACUGGAUGCCUACCUGACAUGUACAGCUGAAGGUAUGGACAUGUUGACCUCUUUCCCUGCUGUAUCCAGUCUGUCACUCAAGCUCCCUGCCAGCUUCUGCUGCCUGCGAAAGGCUGUUUAG
Messenger RNA from Seriola dumerili (greater amberjack), 660 nucleotides. RefSeq lists its product as uncharacterized. Lineage: Eukaryota; Metazoa; Chordata; Actinopteri; Carangiformes; Carangidae. The record is from RefSeq and is a predicted model, not a curated record. The coding region runs from base 1 to 660 and encodes 219 amino acids. The transcript has 3 exons.